Molecule: messenger RNA, 501 nt
Organism: Trypanosoma theileri
Lineage: Eukaryota; Euglenozoa; Kinetoplastea; Trypanosomatida; Trypanosomatidae
Exons: 1
Coding region: 1-501 (166 amino acids)
Biological process (GO): protein K69-linked ufmylation
Cellular component (GO): cytoplasm
Molecular function (GO): UFM1 conjugating enzyme activity
Source: RefSeq, a predicted model, not a curated record
AUGGAGCCCGCCGUCAAGGAGAGUGUCUCACGCAUCCCUCUUCUCAAGACCAAGGCCGGUCCACGUGAUAAUGAGAAGUGGACCCAACGACUCAAGGAGGAGUACAUGUCCCUUAUUCAAUAUGUAGAGAACAACAAGGCAAGCGACAAUCACUGGUUCCAGUUGGAGAGCAACGAAAGUGGCACACGGUGGUACGGCACCUGCUGGACGUACUACAAGAACGAGAAGUACGAGUUCAAGGUGAACUUUGAUCUUGCCGUCACGUACCCGCAGGCCCCGCCCGAAAUUGCGUUGCCAGAGCUGGAGGGCAAGACGGUGAAGAUGUACCGCGGUGGCAAGAUCUGCAUGACAACACAUUUCUUCCCGCUCUGGGCGCGAAACGUCCCGUACUUCGGCAUCAGCCACGCACUGGCCCUCGGCCUGGGCCCGUGGCUCUCCGUUGAGGUGCCGGCGAUGGUGGAGGAAGGUGUCCUCAAGCCAACCGGCUCAGUGGGAAAGUAG